Messenger RNA from Colletotrichum karsti, 630 nucleotides. RefSeq lists its product as uncharacterized. Bases 1 to 630 code for a protein of 209 amino acids. The transcript has a single exon. The record is from RefSeq and is a predicted model, not a curated record. Lineage: Eukaryota; Fungi; Ascomycota; Sordariomycetes; Glomerellales; Glomerellaceae.
AUGUGGUCUUCAUUCAGAGACAACCUUACCGAUGCCUACGGGGCCAUCGACGCCGCAGAAGCCGCCCGCACCGCAGCGACGUCGCUCAUCCGCUUUCUCGAGCCCGUCCGCGCUCUCCUGGAAGACUUCAACCAACAAGCAAAGUACACCUUGGUCUACAUCGCCAUCUGCAAGGUCAUCUGGGACACGUGGGCGUCGUCCGCUGCCGACAACGGAACAACCUCACAAAUCUCGAAGGCAGAAGACACCGAUGCCACACCUCGGGAAGACAACAUCGUCAACGAUUCCCAAAACCACAAGAAGAGACGACCGACAUGGAAACAGCUCGUGGAGCACACGGCCUUCUUCAUCACGCUGUAUACCUGGCCUACCGUGCACUGGGAGAGCUGCCGGUUCAUGAAGGAGUACUGCGCCAUCCCGGUCUUGUCAUGGCUCGGGUUUCGGCCGGGCGGACAGAUCAUGUCGACUCCUCAAUGGUUACUGUCGCCUGCCAUAGUCAUUCUCAUCCCCUGGAUUACCCUGACCGGAUACCUCGAUAAUACGUCCAGGCCUGUCGCCAAGGUAAUCGCGGUGGAGUGUACCAUUGGAUUGGCAAUCAUCAUCUUCGAGAAACUGAGCACGAUGCUCUGA